GAAGAAAAAGAAAGGAAACAAGAGCAGAAGCACGUGGGGUCACGUGAUAGACCUGGAUUUCGGAUCUCUUGGCCGGAGUUCUUGUCUGCUGAAUCGACGGGAGAGAAGACUGAAGCUUCGCUUCGCGUUCGCCCAUCGAUUUUGCUUCAGAAAUGUACAAUAAUGUGGGAGCCCAGCCUGCAAAUCCCCAGCCUAAUCCCUUCGGAAAUACCUUUUAUGGCGCUGGUUCAGGACUUAUCCGAGGUGGAUUGGGUGCCUAUGGAGAGAAAAUUCUAGGAUCAAGCUCUGACUAUGUACAAAGCAAUAUUAGUAGAUAUUUCUCUGAUCCUCAGUAUUACUUCCAAGUGAAUGAUCAGUAUGUGAGGAACAAAUUGAAGGUUGUUCUAUUUCCAUUUCUGCACAGGGGUCAUUGGACACGGAUAACUGAGCCAGUAGGAGGCAGACUUUCUUAUAAACCCCCAAUAUAUGAUAUCAAUGCACCUGACCUAUACAUCCCCUUUAUGGCAUUUGGUACCUAUGUGGUUUUAGCUGGCUUCUCAUUGGGUCGUCAUGGGAAGUUCAGCCCUGAGGCUUUAAACUGGUUAUUCAUCAAGGGAUUGCUUGGCUGGCUUGUGCAAGUUAUAAUUCUGAAAGUCACGUUGUUUUUAUUGGGUAGUGGUGAGGCACCCUUGCUAGACCUAGUGGCAUAUGCUGGGUAUACUUUCACAGGGUUGUGCUUGGCUGUGCUUGGACGGAUUAUGUGGAAUUACUCGUACUAUUUUUUGAUGCUUUGGACCUGUGUAUGCAUGGGAGUGUUCUUAGUGAAGACUAUGAAGAGAGUCCUCUUUGCAGAAGUGAGGAGUUAUGAUUCAAGCAAGCACCAUUAUCUCCUGCUCUUCAUUGCUUUGGCUCAGUUCCCGGUAUUUACUUGGCUCGGUAACGUGAGUGUUAAUUGGCUGAUAUAAGACCACUGCUUUUGUAUCAAGAAAAAAUUGUUUAUAGCAGUUUCUGAAACAUUGUAUACAAUUGUCUUUGUAUUCGUUUCAAGCGAUGAUGACUUUUGCGCUCCCAGGUUUAUCAGUUGUAGUUUUUGAGUGUUUUUAUUGCUGGGGAUUCUUAAGGAAUUGUCAUGUGUACUGGCAUUCUGGGUAAGAGGGGAAAUUCAUUACUGCAGGAUAAAGCAUUCCAGUGGUUUCCAAUUUUCAGAAAAAUUAUUACUAAUUAUUAUUUAGUUUACUGGAAGUUUAA
Molecule: messenger RNA, 1227 nt
Organism: Fragaria vesca subsp. vesca
Lineage: Eukaryota; Viridiplantae; Streptophyta; Magnoliopsida; Rosales; Rosaceae
Product: protein YIF1B-B-like
Exons: 6
Coding region: 153-944 (263 amino acids)
Biological process (GO): endoplasmic reticulum to Golgi vesicle-mediated transport
Cellular component (GO): endoplasmic reticulum membrane; Golgi membrane; COPII-coated ER to Golgi transport vesicle
Source: RefSeq, a predicted model, not a curated record